AUGAAUGCUCCAGACAGAUUUGAGCUUUUCUUGCUGGGCGACGGAGAGUCGAAGCUGGUGAUAGACCCAGACACAAAGUCUCCCAACGCCAUUGUCAUCACUUUCAACAAGGAGGACCACACGCUUGGGAACCUCAUUCGGGCAGAGCUGCUGAACGACAGUAAAGUGCUGUUUGCAGCAUACAAGGUGGAGCACCCAUUCUUUGCUCGGUUCAAACUCAGGAUCCAAACGGUGGAAGGGUACGAUCCUAAGGACGCCUUGAAGAACGCGUGCAAUGGGAUUAUCAAUAAACUGGGAAUACUCAAGACGAACUUCGAAACUGAAUGGAACUUGCAAACUUUGGCAACGGAUGAUACUUUUGUCGCAUAG
Huiozyma naganishii CBS 8797 is the source of this 369-nucleotide messenger RNA. RefSeq names its product DNA-directed RNA polymerase II core subunit RPB11 (gene RPB11). Lineage: Eukaryota; Fungi; Ascomycota; Saccharomycetes; Saccharomycetales; Saccharomycetaceae. Gene Ontology annotation, molecular function: protein dimerization activity; DNA binding. Gene Ontology annotation, biological process: transcription by RNA polymerase II. The coding region runs from base 1 to 369 and encodes 122 amino acids. Gene Ontology annotation, cellular component: RNA polymerase II, core complex. The transcript has a single exon. The record is from RefSeq and is a predicted model, not a curated record.